Neltuma alba is the source of this 690-nucleotide messenger RNA. Its product is annotated as germin-like protein subfamily 1 member 7. NCBI's taxonomy places the organism in Eukaryota, Viridiplantae, Streptophyta, Magnoliopsida, Fabales, Fabaceae. The record is from RefSeq and is a predicted model, not a curated record. The transcript is spliced from 2 exons. Gene Ontology annotation, molecular function: manganese ion binding. Bases 18 to 677 code for a protein of 219 amino acids.
GAAAAGAUUUGAGAAAGAUGAAAAGUUCAGUAUUUAUCUCACUUAUUGCUCUCUUGGCCUUGGUUUCCUCCUUUGCUUCUGCCGAUGACCCCAGCCCUCUCCAAGAUUUCUGCGUGGGUGUGAAUGAUACCAAAUUUGGAGUAUUUGUGAAUGGGAGAUUCUGCAAAGAUCCCAAGUUUGUGGAAGCGGAAGACUUCUUCUUCCACAUAAUGGAAGGCAACACAUCAAACCCCUUGGGCUUCCAAGUAACUCAAGUGUCUGUAGAUAGAUUCCCAGGACUCAACACUCUGGGCAUCUCCCUUGCUCGUAUCGAUUAUGCUCCCAAUGGUUUGAAUCCUCCUCACACUCACCCUCGUGCCACUGAGGUGUUGACUGUCCUCGAAGGGACUCUUCUGGUUGGAUUUGUGGCUUCCAAUCAAAAUGAUAACCGUUUCUUCACCAAAGUACUCAACAAAGGAGAUGUGUUUAUAUUUCCCUCCUCUAUGAUUCACUUUCAGCUCAACAUCGGCCGUGGCAAUGCCGUUGCCCUUUCUAGUCUCAGUAGCCAAAAUCCAGGAGUUAUUACUGUUGCAAAGGCUGUGUUUGGAUCCAAACCUCCCAUCCCUAUUGAGGUUCUUUCUAAGGCCUUCCGAGUUAACAAGGGCAUAAUUGCCUUACUUCAAAAGCAACAAAAGUAAAACAAUAACUAAA